CACCAGAUCAACUUGAUCUUAAUGAUCCUGAAACGCUUAAAUUCUACGACCAGGUUAUUAUUUUUCGUGAUGAUAAAUCCCGCGAGGAGUUGGUAUUUCCCAAAACGCUUACAGCUGCCCACCGCCGGACACUGCAUCUGAUUGCCCAGAAGCUUGGUUUGUAUCAUUAUAGCGAAGGUGAUAAUGACGAUAGAGUUCUGAAGAUCGUGCGUAAACCAGCAUCAGCCGCUAUCAACAUAAAGCAAUCAUCGAAAAAUGGUUCUUUCGGAAGGCGUUCGGCACAACAGUUAUUGGCCAGUGCGGGUUUGGCUGAAAGUCCCUCAAAUAAAUCUAUGAGAGGUGAUGCUUCCCCACUAUCACGAUCACCUUUCAGAAAAUCUUGGAUUAAUGAAGGAACACCUCUUGCAUCUCCCAUCCGACAACCGAGAGGACCUGAUCCAGCUCAGAAUUUUGCUUUCCGCCCUUCUCGGCUGCAUGCAUCCGCUAUUCCAUUCGAGGUAACAGAUGAUGAUACAAAUUCGAAUUAUUCUGAGGAGAGGAAGUCUGGACUUUUUGAUGUGCAUGCUACUACCUUUCAACCGGUUACUUC
Messenger RNA from Acaulospora morrowiae, 589 nucleotides. NCBI's taxonomy places the organism in Eukaryota, Fungi, Glomeromycota, Glomeromycetes, Diversisporales, Acaulosporaceae. The record is from the annotation of a GenBank genome assembly.